This is a messenger RNA of Trypanosoma cruzi, 187 nucleotides long. Its product is annotated as tyrosine aminotransferase, putative. Lineage: Eukaryota; Euglenozoa; Kinetoplastea; Trypanosomatida; Trypanosomatidae. The annotation marks the transcript as partial. The transcript has a single exon. The record is from RefSeq and is a predicted model, not a curated record.
AUGAGCUCGUGGGACGUUUCCAUGUCGAACCAUGCGGGUCUCGUGUUCAACCCCAUUCGCACCGUUUCGGACAACGCGAAACCGUCGCCGUCCCCGAAGCCGAUCAUUAAGCUCUCCGUCGGUGACCCGACGCUGGACAAGAACCUUCUCACGUCGGCAGCCCAAAUCAAGAAGCUGAAGGAAGCGA